Molecule: messenger RNA, 2286 nt
Organism: Balaenoptera acutorostrata (minke whale)
Lineage: Eukaryota; Metazoa; Chordata; Mammalia; Artiodactyla; Balaenopteridae
Gene: RGS14
Product: regulator of G protein signaling 14
Exons: 15
Coding region: 105-1811 (568 amino acids)
Biological process (GO): regulation of G protein-coupled receptor signaling pathway; signal transduction
Molecular function (GO): GTPase activator activity; G-protein alpha-subunit binding; microtubule binding
Source: RefSeq, a predicted model, not a curated record
UCUCUCUCUGCUGCCUGCCCUUCGUCGUGCAAGCUCUGGCCAGAGCUGCCCACAGUCCCCAUGGUGGGCGCCCCCCGCAGCGGGGACCCGUGAACAGCAGCGGCAUGCCAGGGAAGCCCAAGCACCUGGGCGUCCCCAACGGACGCAUGGUUCUGGCUGUCUCAGAUGGAGAGCUGAGCAGCACGGCGGGACCCCAGGGCCAGGGCGAGGGCCGAGGCAGCUCCCUCAGCAUCCACAGCCUUCCCAGUGGCCCCAGCAGCCCCUUCCCCACCGAGGAGCAGCCUGUGGCCAGCUGGGGCCUGUCCUUCGAGCGGCUGCUGCAGGACCCGCUGGGCCUGGCUUACUUCACUGAGUUCCUGAAGAAGGAGUUCAGUGCUGAGAACGUGACUUUCUGGAAGGCCUGCGAGCGCUUCCAGCAGAUCCCGGCCAGCGACACCCAGCAGUUAGCUCAGGAGGCCCGGAACAUCUACCAGGAGUUCCUGUCCAGCCAGGCACUGAGCCCUGUGAACAUCGACAGGCAGGCCUGGCUUGGCGAGGAGGUGCUGGCGGAGCCCCGACCGGACAUGUUCCGGGCACAGCAGCUUCAGAUCUUCAACUUGAUGAAGUUCGACAGCUAUGCACGCUUCGUCAAAUCCCCGCUGUACCGCGAGUGCCUCCUUGCGGAGGCCGAGGGUCGCCCCCUGCGGGAACCUAGCUCCUCGCGCCUUGGCAGCCCUGACGCCACGAGAAAGAAGCCGAAGCUGAAGCCCGGAAAGUCGCUGCCGCUGGGCGUGGAGGAGUUGGGGCAGCUGCCCCCUGCUGAGGGCCCUGGGGGCCGCCCGCUCCGCAUGUCCUUCCGCAGGGAACUAGGGGGCGGUGCGUCAAACUCAGCCUUGCGCCGAGAGUCCCAGGGGUCCCUCAACUCCUCCGCCAGUCUGGACCUCGGCUUUCUUGCCUUUGUCAGCAGCAAAUCUGAGAGCCAUCGGAAGAGCCUUGGGAGCUCAGAAGGUGACAGUGAAAGCCGACCAGGGAAGUAUUGCUGCGUGUACCUGCCUGAUGGCACAGCCUCCUUGGCCCUGGCCCGACCUGGCCUCACCAUCCGUGACAUGCUGGCAGGCAUCUGUGAGAAACGAGGCCUCUCUCUACCUGACAUCAAGGUCUACCUGGUGGGCAACGAGCAGAAGGCCCUGGUCCUGGAUCAGGACUGCACCGUGCUGGCGGACCAGGAAGUGCGGCUGGAGAACAGAAUCACUUUCGAGCUCGAGUUGACGGCGCUGGAGCGCGUGGUGCGGAUCUCCGCCAAGCCCACCAAGCGGCUGCAGGAGGCGCUGCAGCCCAUCCUGGCGAAGCACGGCCUGAGCCCGCAACAGGUGGCGCUGCGUCGGCCAGGCGAGAAGCAGCCGCUAGAUCUGAGGAAGCUAGUGAGUUCGGUGGCGGCCGAGAGAUUGGUUUUGGACACUCUCCCAGGUGUGAAGAUCCCUGAAGCUGGCGACAUAUCCCCCUGCUGCAGCCAGGGUGGCCAGCCUACAAUCCAGGACAAGGCCGCCCACCUCCCUCCACUGUCCCUGAACUCACUGGCCCAGGCACCCAGUAGUAUCACUGGGAAGCGGCAGACCUGUGACAUUGAAGGCCUGGUGGAGCUGCUGAACCGGGUGCAGAGCAGUGGAGCCCAUGACCAGAGGGGCCUUCUGCGCAAAGAGGACCUGGUGCUUCCAGAAUUUCUGCAGCUGCCUGCCCAGGGACCCAACUCCCAGGAGGCCCCACCACAGACUGAAUCAGCGGCCCAGCCCAAGGGGAGCCCCUCAGACUCCACUGCGCACUCGGUCCUCUGACAGCUGCCCAACCGUCCAGGCCGGCUGCAUGGCACCUGGCGGGCCAAGCAUGCCAUGGGCCCGCUCUGCAUGCCCUGUCUGUGCCAUGAGUGUCCCUGGCCCCUUCCUGCCACGGGCAGGCCCGCAGGAAGAGCUGGGAGGGGAUGGAGAGGGGACUCAGAGGAGUGACACUCCACAGCUGCCACCACUUGGUCCCUUACAGGCUUGCUCGUCCAUCCCUUGCUGCCAGGCCACCAGGGGGAAGUGGGCCUAGCCCCCAGUGCAGGUGUGCCCAACACAGAGGGGCGGCGUUGGCAGUGCCAGCCUCCCCACCAUGUGCCAGGCCUCAGCAGGGAGUAGGAAGAAGGGCCGGCUCUUCCUCGGGGAGCUGGUAUGAGUAAGGCCUGGGGGUGCAGGCAGGCAGGCAGCCCCUCCCGCUACCCACAGAGACGCUACUGGACUUUUGGAUUUUGCAGUUGGCUUGGGGCAGCUGGGU